Molecule: messenger RNA, 1017 nt
Organism: Diatraea saccharalis (sugarcane borer)
Lineage: Eukaryota; Metazoa; Arthropoda; Insecta; Lepidoptera; Crambidae
Source: the annotation of a GenBank genome assembly
GUACCCUCAUUCACACGACGAAACACAACGCAAGCGUUGCUACACGUCGGUUUUCUUUAAGGCCGUGGUAUCACUCCUUAUUCUUCCAAAUGGAAGAUAUAACCGAUGCUGUUGUUCUGAGUGGUCAGAACGUUAUUCACUGUAAUUUCAUCAGUGAAACUGCAAAUUGAGUUAGCAGACAAUUACAAAUAUCUUCCAAAUAAUUUACAACUACCUGUAACCUUAAAUAUAGAUACAUAGUAUCUAUAUAUAAAUAUAAUUGAAAAAAUGUCAAACGUAUUAUGUAAAAACAAAAUUGUGUUCAUAUUGCAAAUUCCGUUGGUAAAUAACGAAGAAUAUAAACUGUUUCAAGCAUCAGCUUUACCUGUACUCCAUAAAGUUAAGGAUCUUAAUAGUUUUAGUCUUAUUAUCCCUAAUUCUAAGUAUAUAAUUUUAAGUAAAAAUAACACUAAAUAUAUGAACUUACAGAAUUUGAACCUAUGUAACAAACUGUAUUUCAGUCAUUUUAUUUGCCAAAUUUUAAAUACAUAUGUAUCCGAUGUAAAACCUUGUUGUGAAAGCAAUCUUUUAACAAAACUAGUUAACAAAAUCCCUUCAAAAUGUAAAACUAAAUUUAUCAUUAGAAAAUUAGAUGCGUGGCAAGCAAUAUUUAUCCAAUCAGGCUCGGUUAAACUCAUCUUAGAUUGACUUGAUAGAAAAUUAUUUGGAAUCAAUAUCCAAGGAGCUGGAAUCUUUUCAUUGCCGAAAAAUUGUAUUGGUUAUAAAGAAAAGUCCAAACCUGAGCCUAAUAUAGAUUUCGAUAUAGAACUCCGCGAAUUACCUUCUCAACCCUCAAUCAGAUUAAUUACAUAAAAUAAAAAAAAUAUAAUAAUAAUAAACUUUGAAAACAACCUCGAAGUUUGUUCUCGAUAGGGAAGGUGUUAUAUCUAAAAUAUGUACCUGCAUCUGAGGUGCCAAAGAUUUCCAGCAGAUACAGCAUUUUCAGGGCUUCGUGCAUCGAUGAUUGCCUUUCGCGUG